Syngnathoides biaculeatus (alligator pipefish) is the source of this 919-nucleotide messenger RNA. RefSeq names its product PRKR interacting protein 1 (gene prkrip1). Gene Ontology annotation, cellular component: nucleolus. Lineage: Eukaryota; Metazoa; Chordata; Actinopteri; Syngnathiformes; Syngnathidae. Gene Ontology annotation, molecular function: protein kinase binding; protein kinase inhibitor activity; double-stranded RNA binding. Gene Ontology annotation, biological process: negative regulation of protein kinase activity. The coding region runs from base 29 to 625 and encodes 198 amino acids. The transcript has a single exon. The record is from RefSeq and is a predicted model, not a curated record.
GGUCACUUGCGUAAUACGGAAGUAAUAAAUGUUACAGUCGUUGACCAAAAUGGCGGCGCACGAUACGAAGAACAACAAAUCGUCAAAACCAGGAGGGAAGGGCGGCCAGCCUCUGGUCAUUGCCAAAACUCCUGCGGAAGAACAACGCCUCAAAUUGGAGAGGUUGAUGCGGAACCCCGAUAAACCCGCUGCAAUACCGGAGCGUCAGAAAGAAUGGAACCCUCGGGCUCCACCAGAGUUCGUCCGAGAUGUGAUGGGCUCAAGCGCCGGCGCGGGCAGCGGGGAGUUCCACGUUUAUCGGCACCUUCGACGCCGAGAGUAUCAGCGACAAGACUUUCUGGACAAAAUGUCCGUGAAGCAGAACAAGGAGCAGGCCUACUUGGACAAAGUGGAACAAAACCAACGCGAAGCCGAAGAGAGAACGGCAAAGCGUAGGAAGAAACGAGAAAAGCUUAAGCAGAAGAAGUUAAUGGCGAAGAAAGCCAAACAAGAUCAACGAGAGGGGGACGUCGAGAGAAGUCUCAAUGAAACCAGUGAAGACGAAAAGAACACGGACGAGGAGGAUGAGGAAAAAGAGGCCGAUGAUGAUGCUGAGGUCCCUAGCUUCAUCAUGAGGAAAAAAUAGUUGAUGUUGCAAUGCCCAGGACAAUUUUGAAACGACUAUUUGACAUUAUUGACCAACGACGAACGUGACUGUAAACGUACAUUUUUAAAAGCAACUUUCAACUAUGGUCUCUGAUCGAAUAGCCACAAAGGCAGUGGCUGGCACUCUACGUUAAAAGAUUCUUAUUGUGCUGUCCACGGUUUCUCAAGGAAGUUGGUCUUACCUGGAGAAAUCUGAUUUAGGAUUCUUAAAAUUGUUGCACAUCCUACGGUUUGCCCAUUUGUAUGAUAAUUUUAAUAAACAAACAUAAUAAUG